CAUAGUUAGAAACACAUGUUCCCACCAGCUAACCAAAUUUGAGUAUCUCCUCACACAGUCAUUUGCUCACAGGCUCUUUAUUUAGUAAACUAGGGGAGAAACUAGGGGUCUAAGUUCAGAGCUCACAACCUAAAUUCUGCCAAACAAACCGAUUCUUUUCAUGUGAGCCUUUAACCUCAGGCGAGAUGAUAAUUAGAAUAUUUCGGCAUAUUCCUAUGAUACUUCCAUUUCUCUUCUCUUGCUGUGUCAUUUCGUCAAAUGUUUUAAGUUUUAUUUUGGGAAAAGGAAAGUUUAAAUAAAAAAGUGUAAAUAAAAAAAGAACAUUUGGAUUUUCUUGAUUACCUUUUCCAUUUGGGAUUACAUGAAAUUUUUAAGAUGCUGCUGUACCAGCUGUACUGAUACUAUCCAAUCUGCAGACCAGUGUUUGAUUUCCCUGGACAAAAGCAAAAGUCAAAGAUAUUAAGUUUGAAUCCAUUUGAAGUUUUCUUCUUUCAUUCAACCAACAUUAACACAAGCUUUAGUGCCACUGCAACAGUACACAUUAAGGAGCCUCAAUUAAUUUCGCAUUUCUAUAAUAUACCAUUCUGCAUCAGAAUUAUUGAUGGAAGCUUCCCUUGAUUCCCCAGGUGGGGAAACACUUGGUCUCAUAGGAGGGAGUACAGCACGUCCGUCUACCAAUGGUGGUGGCACUAUCAAUGCAAACAACAAUGGAACCAGUUCAAGAGAUGGUAGUGAUAUGCUGGCUGCUGCUCUGGAACAAAUGGACAAUAUUAUUGCCUUAUACUCUCAGCCACCUCCUGAGAAACAAAAAUUUUCUGGUACAAAACGUGAAUAUCGAAACAGCAAUUUAGCUACAAGACCUACAGUGAAGGGCCGUUUACAGAAUGCCAGAGCUAUAUUCCUAUUGGAAGAUUUAAAAGGAACUUUGGAGCAAUGUGAAAAUAAGCAGCAAAUCCUGGAGCAUGCUUCUUCAAGUGCAUUAAAAUUUCUAAGAGAGUGGCUUGAAGAUGAAAGUCUGGGUGGUGCUAAUAUCGGGGAGACAUUUGAGGAGAAAAUCACUCGCCUUGAGUCAGAUAAACAAAACUUGUUGCUACAAAUCGGUGUGCUUAAAGACCAGUUGGAGGCUAAAGGUGAUAAAAUCCGAGAGCUUGAGUUCAGUCUGGAAGACAAGAGAUCUCGACUCUUCACAACAGAACAAAUGCUACAAAAUGAAUUACUGACCAGAGCAUCACUGGAAACAGACAAGCAGGACUUGAUGGCAGAGGUUACCAGCCUGAAAAUCAAGCUAACAACUGCUGAAAGAGAGCGGCAUGAACUAGAGGAACAGUUAAAGUCAGCACAUAAACGUAUUACUGAAUUGGAAAAGAAACUAUUAUUAAGAGACGCUGAACUUCAUGAACUUAAACAGAGACUCACAAAAAAUGGUACCAUUUUAUCAACAGACAGUGCAGGGGACGUCAGCAAUAACCGCCCUCUAGAACGAGAGCGUACCUUAGAUAGACUUAAGAAAAAACAGAGCGAAAUAGAAAAGCUGAAAAAAGCUGUCGACUCGCUGAUGUUAGCCAAUGAGGAAAAGAAUGGAGGUAUUUCAUGGGACCGCCGGUUAGAAGACUAUGGAAAACUAUUACGACGUUAUAAGAAAAUUGAAGAAAUGCUCAUACAGGCUCAAGGAAGGAGAGCUCUGGACGAUCUCAUGGCUAACUUUGAAGAUGAUAACAGCUCUACCACAUCAUCUAUGUCUCCCUCUACUGGAAGUGGUGGAAAAGAUACAGCUGAUGGAACAAAGUCUGAUGAUUCAAAAGACAAACAUUUAUCUGGCCCUAGUGCCACAAGUACACCAGGCAGUACAACAGUAAAACAGAGAUCCAACAGCCAAGACAAAGCACAAGUUAGUCCAAUAUCGCCUGCUUUAGGAGAUGCUGAAUUAGAUCAACGAUCAGGAACUUUUGUUCGUUCAAACAGUUGUGAAGAAAUAUCAAAUUCAACAGAAAAACGUUUUUUCUGGGGAAUUCAGACACCACCAAUAACGAAGAAAAAAGAUAACCCCUACGGAUAUGGUACGUUACCUAAAGAUCGUCAUAAAGAUGAAGAAAAGGGGAAAUUAAGAGUAUUCCCUACCCUUGGCAAAACUUUAUUGCGUAUGAAAACGGGUAAAAGAAGCUGUUCAGCACCCAAUUUAGCACAAUCAGAAAUUGCAACAGACGAUGAAGAUGUCAUUGGGCGCCAUGGAAAUGUUCACAAUAGAUUACACCACACAGACAGUGGCAGAUGGAAAGGUUUCAAACGAUUCAUCGGCAGAUUAAAACGAAGCAGUUCUCAAGACUUUGAUGGUGACAUGAAUGAAGAAUUUAGGCGUGGAGGUAUUCGGGCUACAGCUGGGGCGCGGCUGGCCUGGUCGAAAGAUUUAAAAAUAAACCAUGAUUCAAAUGUUCCUUUUGAGAGUUGGGACAACGAUCGGGUUGCCUCUUGGCUUCAUGAAAUUGGCCUUGACAUGUAUGUCCCUGAGGCACGAAGGUGGAUCAAGAAUGGAGAACAGCUAUUAAAUGCUACCCAGCAUGAUUUUGAAAAGGAAUUGGGUAUGAAAAAUCAUCUACAUCGAAAAAAGCUUCAAUUAGCUCUGGAAGCAGCUCAUUCUGGUCUUAAGGAUCGUAUAUUAGAACUUAACCACAACUGGGUUACAAGAUGGUUGGAUGACAUUGGAAUUCCUCAGUACAAGGACACUUUCUUUGAGGCUCGAGUUGAUGGACUCAUGCUGCAUUAUAUGACUGUGGAAGAUUUACUUGCACUGAAAGUCUCCAAUGAAUUGCAUCACAUAAGUAUCAAACGAGCUAUCCAGACAUUACGAAUGCACAAUUUCAACCCUCAGUGUCUUAAACGUAGACCCUCAGCUGAUGAAGUUAAUAAACAGAAUAUCCCAAGUGAAGUUAUUCUGUGGUCAAAUCACAGAGUAAUGGAAUGGCUACGUACUAUUGACCUUUCUGAAUAUGCUCCUAAUCUACGAGGAAGUGGAGUGCAUGGAGCACUAAUAGUGCUAGAGCCCCGUUUCAAUGCUGAGCUCUUCUCUCAGGUAUUAUCCAUUCCUGGCAACAAAUCUCUUCUCAGACGACAUCUUAGCACACACUUUGUUGCACUUAUUGGCAACGAAAUGCAACACAAGAAAAGGGAAUUUGAAACUUCUGCUGACUACCAACCUCUCUUUCCUAAUUCUAAAGUAAAACGACGAAAUAACUUUCUGCUGUUUGGGCAUAAACGAAGCAAGUCUGAAAGUCAGACGGAAAGCUUUAUCUGUCCAAUUAAAAAUACAUCUUCAGUAAAUGGUACUGACCAUAUGUUUAAUAAAUUGAUGUCUUGUCAACACAAUAACGGAAGUAUAAAAGAGCGAGAUGAAAUUGCUGCAAAAGAGAUUGGAGCAGUAUCGAAAGAAAUCAGUUCAUUAACGAUCUUAAAAUGAAAAGCAUGCUCAACUAUAAAAAGGUAAUGUUGUCACAAGAGAAGUUCUUAGAAAAUGUACCAACAUCGAAUGUCUAAUUCUCCUUGAUCUCCAACAACAGAUACCACCAGCCUUUUGAUAUACAACACAAUCGAAAUUUGGAUUCUUUGCAUUCUAGGAAUGAGCCUUUGCUGUUUAUAGUCAAACCUACAAUCAUCAUCGUCACAUUAAAUAUGCUAUUAUUAUUAUUA
Molecule: messenger RNA, 3681 nt
Organism: Octopus bimaculoides (California two-spot octopus)
Lineage: Eukaryota; Metazoa; Mollusca; Cephalopoda; Octopoda; Octopodidae
Product: liprin-beta-1
Biological process (GO): neuromuscular junction development
Cellular component (GO): presynaptic active zone
Molecular function (GO): protein binding
Source: RefSeq, a predicted model, not a curated record